ACGCCAUAUCACGUGUAAGAGAUUAUUAAAUCGUGCUCACGAGAUUCCAUUAAAGGAUUGAAUGUGUUGAUUACUGAUAUACUGUCAACCAUGAAGCUGUUUAAUGUCUUACUGAAAGAUGUCACGCGCAAAAUAGAGUUUUAUUCACGCUUCUCUCCUUCACCGAUGUCCAUCAAGCAGUUCUUGGAUUUCGGUAGAGAGAACGCUUGUGAAAAGACCUCCUAUAUGUUCCUGAGAAAAGAACUGCCUGUUCGUUUGGCCAAUACAAUGAGAGAAGUCACUCUGCUGCCUGGCAAUCUGCUAAACCAGCCAUCUGUCAAGCUGGUCCAGAGCUGGUACAGCCAGAGUUUUGAGGAGCUGUUAGAUUAUGAAAACCGGAGCCCAGAGGAUCCUCACAGUCUUAAUGAUUUCUUAGACCUCCUUAUCCAGAUCCGGAACAGACACAACGAUGUGGUUCCCACCAUGGCCCAGGGAGUGAUCGAAUACAAGGAGAAGUUUGGUUUUGACCCUUUCAUCAGCAGCAAUGUGCAGUACUUCCUGGAUCGUUUCUACACCAGCCGCAUCUCCUUUCGCAUGCUCAUCAACCAGCAUACUCUCCUCUUCAGUGACGGCAUCAACCAUGCCCAUCCCAAACACAUCGGAGGCAUCGACCCAGCCUGCAACGUAGUCGAAGUAGUAAGAGAUGCAUAUGAGUCUGCAAAGAUGCUCUGUGAAAAGUAUUACAUGAUAGCACCUGAGUUACACAUCCAGGAAUUCAACAGCAAGAACCCCGAUAAGCCCAUCCAGGUGGUCUACGUGCCGUCCCAUUUGUUCCACAUGCUCUUUGAGCUCUUCAAGAACUCCAUGCGAGCUACGGUGGAGCUUCAUGAGAACAACACAGCAUCAAUUCCCCCUGUGAAAGUCUGUGUAACUCUGGGAAAAGAAGAUCUCUCCAUAAAAAUUAGUGAUUUUGGAGGAGGCGUACCAUUGAGGAAGAUUCACCGCCUCUUUAACUACAUGUACUCCACAGCUCCGACACCAUCCCUGGAUCCUUCAGAAAAUGCUGUGCCUCUGGCUGGCUUUGGCUACGGUUUGCCCAUCUCCAGACUGUAUGCACGCUACUUCCAGGGAGACCUAUGUCUCUACUCUAUAGAGGGAGUAGGCACUCAUGCAGUCAUCUAUCUGAAGGCUCUGUCCAGUGAGUCCUUCGAGCGACUCCCUAUCUUCAACAAGUCAGCGUGGAGGCAUUAUCAGUUAGGGCCAGAGGCGGACGACUGGAGCAACCCCAGCAGAGACCCUCGGGACGCAUCCAGAUUUAAAACAAACUAACAGACUGACACAUUCUGUGUAUCAGUGAAUGUGACCUGGAGCGUAUUCACUCAGAAUGAACAGAAACCGACAUAUCCUGGGAAUUGGGUGCGUAGAUUAGAAUACAGCUUGGAUCAGGUACCAAUUUAUCACCAGAGUGAGAAAGUGCACAUGCACAUAACUUUUAUUAUACAUGUGGAUCACAUAGGAAUCGGUACAAUACAGUAUCGUGUGUAAUGGUGGAGAAAUACAUUUAAUACAUUGAUAUGUAUUGCUGUGGGCAGUUUGACUCCAAUUUUUGAUUUAUUGCUUUUUGAAAGACACUGACUUUUUAUUACAGCUAAAUAUCGUGUAAGAAUAGGCAUAGGUUAUCCCGUUUUUGUAUAAUAAAUAAUCGGUAAAUAAAAUAUAAGGGCUGGGGAUCGUUCAUAUAAGCUUUAUGGUGUCUCUGGGAAAGUCAGGAAAACCAUUAAAAUACAGCUUAAUCCAUUAUUUCUGUAUGUCUUUGAUAUAGAUUAAUUUAUGAAAAAUAUAAUGGGUAUCAUUUUAAUAUGACGAAUAUUGCAAAUACAGCAGUGCAGUUUGUAACCAAACUGGGAAUGAAACUUUGGAAUGCAGCAGACAGGCUUUGACAGGUUUGGGAGGAAUGUGAGUGUUGGAUUUUAGAUGUCGUGUAUGAUGGUGGAUUGAAAUUUUCCUGUAUGCUGCUGGCUCAGCCUGUGAAAGCUUUAGGAAGGAAACGGUGCAGGGGUGUGGUAGGGUUCAGAGAGCCGGAGGUGAGGGAGAGCGUCCUCUUGUGGGGCUGCUGCUCGGGGAGGUGCGGGGCGACUGGUACGGGGACAGAGCCUGCAGCACACGGCCACUCCGCUCCUGGAUCAUAUGCUUUUGGGGAAGAGUGCACAUUAUAAAUAAGAUUUAAUUUGUUCUCAUUUUAUUUUUCAUUUGCUUCCUAAAUGAUUAUUGAAUGCUUCACUUGCUCACCCAUGGUCCAUCGGGGCCAAAGAGCUCCAGAAAGUUUCCAAUAAACUCACGGGAUUUUUCUUCCCAUUUCAGUA
Messenger RNA from Tachysurus vachellii, 2342 nucleotides. It is a transcript of the gene pdk3b, whose product is annotated as pyruvate dehydrogenase kinase, isozyme 3b. NCBI's taxonomy places the organism in Eukaryota, Metazoa, Chordata, Actinopteri, Siluriformes, Bagridae. The coding region runs from base 91 to 1308 and encodes 405 amino acids. The record is from RefSeq and is a predicted model, not a curated record. Gene Ontology annotation, molecular function: pyruvate dehydrogenase (acetyl-transferring) kinase activity. The transcript has 11 exons. Gene Ontology annotation, cellular component: mitochondrion. Gene Ontology annotation, biological process: protein phosphorylation; regulation of glucose metabolic process.